Topomyia yanbarensis is the source of this 2860-nucleotide messenger RNA. It is a transcript of the gene Gdh, whose product is annotated as glutamate dehydrogenase, mitochondrial. The transcript is spliced from 7 exons. Lineage: Eukaryota; Metazoa; Arthropoda; Insecta; Diptera; Culicidae. The record is from RefSeq and is a predicted model, not a curated record. Bases 283 to 1980 code for a protein of 565 amino acids. Gene Ontology annotation, biological process: L-glutamate catabolic process. Gene Ontology annotation, molecular function: L-glutamate dehydrogenase (NAD+) activity. Gene Ontology annotation, cellular component: mitochondrion.
CAAUCCAUUCGCUGCCAAGUCCGUUCCCGAGUGGCGAUCAAUCCAGUUGAACUGUUGGUGCCAGUCGAGAAGCAGUUUGCAAACCGUGAGAGAAGAGUAUCGUUGUAGUUUUGUGCGCGGACAGUCUUCUAGUUCUUGUUCUCAUUAGAUAGAUAGGUAUCUAUUGCAUUUUUUUGUCCUUUGGACGUCUGCCGUUCUUCCUUGUUUCGUCGUAUUUAGUGCUCGGUAUAUACUAUACGGAAACCGUCGCAAGUGUGCUGAAAAUCAAGAGACGAGUGAAAAAUGUUCCAACUGAAAACGAUCGCCAAGAGCACCGUGCUCAAGCAGGAAGUGUCUACUCUGGUGAAGGCCGCAACCGUCGGUGGCAUCCAGCAGCAGCCACACCGUAACUGCUCAUCAUCCAAACAUCAAAUUCCGGACCGGCUCAAGGAUGUGGCCACAGCGGUAAACCCGCGCUUCUUCGACAUGGUUGAGUAUUUCUUCCACCGGGCUGCUCAGAUUAGCGAGGAUAAAAUGGUCGACAGCAUCAAGGGUCGCGCCCCGAUCGAAGAAAAGCAAAAGAAAGUCAAGGGAAUUCUGAUGCUGAUGCAGCCGUGUGACCACAUCAUCGAGAUUGCUUUUCCACUUCGCAGAGAUUCCGGUGAUUACGAACUGAUCACCGGAUACCGUGCCCAGCAUUGUACCCAUCGUACCCCGACCAAGGGAGGUAUCCGUUUCUCACUCGAUGUGUCACGAGACGAGGUGAAGGCCUUGUCCGCUUUGAUGACCUUUAAGUGUGCCUGCGUUGAUGUGCCAUUCGGUGGUGCUAAGGCUGGUGUGAAGAUCGACCCGAAGCAGUAUUCUGAGCAUGAGUUGGAAAAAAUCACCCGCCGUUUCGCACUGGAACUGGCAAAGAAGGGCUUCAUUGGACCGGGCAUUGAUGUACCGGCUCCGGAUAUGGGUACGGGUGAACGUGAAAUGUCAUGGAUUGCAGAUACCUACGCUAAAACGAUUGGCCAUCUGGACAUAAAUGCUCACGCUUGUGUCACUGGCAAACCCAUCAACCAGGGCGGUAUCCAUGGACGUGUCUCGGCUACUGGACGUGGUGUGUUCCACGGAUUGGCGAACUUUAUCAGUGAGGCUAACUACAUGGCUAUGAUCGGUACUACUCCUGGUUGGGGCGGUAAGACCUUCAUCGUUCAAGGUUUCGGUAAUGUCGGUCUUCACUCGUGCCGUUACCUGUGCCGAGCUGGAGCUACUUGCAUCGGUAUAAUUGAGCACGAUGGAUCUAUCUACAAUCCAGAGGGAAUUGACCCUAAGGCUUUGGAAGAUUAUAAGAACGAAAAUGGAACCAUCGUGGGCUUCCCAGGGGCUAAGCCUUACCAAGGCGAGAACCUGAUGUACGAACAGUGUGAUAUUCUAAUCCCGGCUGCUGUCGAAAAAGUCAUCACUAGUGAAAAUGCUGGAAAAAUUAAUGCCAAGAUUAUCGCCGAGGCUGCCAACGGUCCCACGACUCCGGCCGCCGAUAAAAUCCUGAUCGAUCGUAAUAUUCUAGUUAUCCCUGAUCUGUACAUCAACGCCGGUGGUGUAACUGUGUCAUUCUUCGAGUGGCUCAAGAACCUGAACCACGUCUCGUACGGUCGUCUGACGUUUAAAUAUGAACGCGAGUCCAACUACCACCUGCUCGCCUCUAUCCAGGAAUCACUAGAAAGAUCCAUUAAUGAGAAACAAUCGGUGCAAGCAUCGCUGGAGAGACGCUUCGGCAAUGUGGGCGGUAAAAUCCCGGUCACCCCAUCGGAGGCUUUCCAGAAACGUAUCUCCGGUGCCUCGGAAAAGGAUAUUGUCCAUUCCGGUCUGGAUUACACCAUGGAGCGCUCGGCUCGUGCCAUCAUGAAGACCGCCAUGAAAUAUAAUCUCGGGCUUGAUCUGCGCUCGGCUGCGUACGUUAACUCGAUCGAGAAAAUCUUCGAGACCUACAGGGAUGCAGGACUUGCCUUUUAAUAAAGAGCGCGCGCAAGACACGAAAAGCUAAAGCAAAACAACAAGGAAAGCAACCGAAACACUGUUUAUGAUUGUGGUAUCGCAGCCCUCGCCAGGCUGUCUGGAAUCCAAAAGUAACCAACUGAAACUGCCACAAUCCGAUAUUUCAAAGUUACUUAAUACUGUUCGAUCUUAAGCUUAAAGUAUCACGUCUCAAAUUAAGCAAGUAAAUAGUGCAACCACGAAGAUAGUUACGGCUAAAAGUUAGGAAGCAAGCAACACACAUUUUAUGUGACGUGUUUAUUGAGUUAUUCUAUUAUUGUUACAGUUUGAAGAACCAAAAUCGUUUUAAGUUUGUCUUCUUUGACAAUGCAAGUUAUUAAACCCAAUUUAUGUUUCGUCGGGCGAAAUCAUCGCCAGAAUGCGUAUUUUCCUUCUUCUAGGUUAAGCUCAAUUUAUGUUGAUGUUGUCUGUUUUUUUUCGACUAACGGGGAUUACAACUGAUCGUGAUGGACUCGUACUUUUGUGCUAUUCACUUACCGUAACGUACUCAAGUAGAAGACAACUACCUUGCUGGAGUGUACCACGCAAAAAUGUUUGUACUUACGAAAUGCCACUUUUUUGGUAAUUUAUUACAGACCGGCUUGGUUUCCGAUAAGUGUAUGAAAGCGCAGUUGCACGAGCCUUUCUACUCUUUUUAUGAGCACGAAGCUACGCCUAGGAUAACGAUCAAAGGCUGAUAUUGCUGAAAAGCGAUUUCACUUAAAUACAUGUAUACUGUACUUAGCUAUAGGAAAGCAACAACAUAUUUUUCCCGAAAUGCUAACAAAAAUGGAACACCGUCUAGAUACAGUAAAAUCGGAAAUAAAAGCACUUUAAUAGUAAGGAUUAACACGAUGAA